CUGUCAGGGGAUGAGCGACAUCGUGGGACUCCUCCUGGUGUUCCUGGGUGAGGAAGACGCCUUCUGGGCCCUGGCCCAGCUGAUGAGCUUGAGACCCACGCCAUGCACGGGUUCUUCGCUCCGGGAUUCCCAAAGCUGGCCCGUUUCCAGCGGCAUCAUGACAGCAUCAUGGAGAAGGAGCUCAGAGGCCUGAGGAAACACCUGGCGAGUAGACGCUCCCCGGAGGCCCUGCCCUCACGGCCCGGGGCAGGGGACGAGCAAGGGCUGAGCGCGGGGCUGUACACCACCAAGUGGUUUCUGCAAUGUUUCAUCGGCCGGACCCCCUUCGUGCUCACCCUGACGCUAUGGGACGCCUACAUGCUGGACGGAGCGUGCGUCCUCACAGCUAUGGCCUACACCGUCCUCAGGCUGCACCGCAGUACGGGACCCCGCGGGAGCCCAGGGGUGCCCCAUGCAGGUGUGGGGGGCCAGGGAGAUGGCCCACUGCUCCCGGGGGCGAGGAGCAGGCAGGCCUCGGUGGAGGGACACUGGCUGGCCGGUGGCUUGGGGGCCCCCCUGCAGAGGAGCAGCGGCCAUGGGGCCUCUCCUGCCGGCUCUGCCCGCGGUGCUCCUGGGAACAGCGGGACGCCCAACCGCUGUCCCGGGCAGGAUCCUGGGACAGUGGGGAGGCGCCCCUCUGCUCUGACUCACACCCAUUGCCCAGAACGCCUCCUGAAGCUGCCCCUGGAAGGGCUGCAGGGCUUCCUUCAAGACACCCUGGCCCAGCCCUGGGCCCUGGAGGAUGAGGCCGUCCUCGGACACCUUCGGGCCUCCAUGGCCCAUCUCCACCGGAGGAAGUGCGACCUGCCCCCGCCAGGAGGAGGCCAGAGACACCAGAGCGCAGGACUCCAGCGAUCACCUGGCAGCCAUGGUGCACUGGCCGAGGCCAGGCAGACCAUGUCGGGACCCUGUCCGGGAACCCCGACGCUGCUCAGGUCAGCAUCCUAGCACCCGCCUCUCAAGACCCCAAGCUCGGGAAACGUGUCGACACCCGCAGUCAGCACAAGUGGAGGCGACAAGUGGGGGACGCUAGCGCCCAGGCCUCCGUGCGAUUUCCCCCUUCCCCUGAAGGAGAAGCAGGUCUCCGUCCCCAGGGGAAGACUCGCACCCUUGGUUCUGAGCCCCUGUUGACUGCUGACAUUCAUUAAAGUGUUGUUGAGGUCGAACGCAAAGCCGGCCUGACGUGUGAAGCCCAGACUCUCUGCGAGACGCGCCACACAGACGCCCAGACAGAACAGGGUGGCUCGGCCCAGGCCGCCUCCCCAGUCCCCGCAGGGCUCCCCGCAGAGGGGCCUCCAGGCAGACAACGCGGAGGGACCCAGGGCCCUUCCCCUCUCGGCCUGACGCCAGCGUCCAGACCCUGAAAUUAUGGACUGAGACCGAGCCUGUGCCCAAAGGGCCAGGACGGGGCUGGCAGCAGAGUGACAGGCGGGUGCCGCUGGCCUCAGGUCGCCACAGUCUGUGCAGAGCUCGUCCUUCUUCCCUCUGCCCGCCCAGGCUCCCACCCAAGGGGCGCCGGGCCCUGCUCCCUCCGCAGCCUCAGGCCUGCGCCCACCAGGCAGCUCGCUCCUCGGGAGGUGCCCCCCCCAUACACACACAGGGCGGGCCCGGGGUCUGGCUCCCGGCUUGAACACCCGUGUCCCACUCCCGUCCGACCUACCGACCUUGUCCCCACAAGCCCACGAAAGAGACAGGGCCAACAAGGGCCCACGGGGCUCUCUGGGGACCUUGGGACCAGGGCCCCAAGGUCGCUGCUCGGGUCUAUCCAGAGAGAUUCCCCUCUCCCUGGAGCUGGGUCAGCCCAGACCCUGAGCCCCGCGCUUCUCGACCACUCUGCUGUCCGGGGACACCUACAGCGCUAGGGGCCGCUGGGUCCCGGGGGUCCCAGGGGUCCCGGAGUGUCAGAGAGGGUUCUGUGGCUAGAGUCAGAGCCAGUGUGGCUGCCCUGUGUGGGAGGAGAGGGGGCAGGGAGCCCUGCUUGCUGGCAGGGGUGGGGCGGGGCGGGGACAGUCCCUGGCUCGCAGUGUGCUUUACAGCUGGCUCACCUGGCCCACCUUGGUCAAGAUCUCCAUGCAGGGGACGCCACAGCUCUAGGUGAGGUCUGGUCCUACCGUAAUUUUUUUUUUUUUUUUUGAUGGGGUCUUUGUACAGUUUGGUGAU
Messenger RNA from Mustela lutreola (European mink), 2199 nucleotides. Its product is annotated as USP6 N-terminal-like protein. The transcript is spliced from 5 exons. The record is from RefSeq and is a predicted model, not a curated record. NCBI's taxonomy places the organism in Eukaryota, Metazoa, Chordata, Mammalia, Carnivora, Mustelidae. Bases 103 to 987 code for a protein of 294 amino acids.